Molecule: messenger RNA, 1563 nt
Organism: Thyridium curvatum
Lineage: Eukaryota; Fungi; Ascomycota; Sordariomycetes; Thyridiales; Thyridiaceae
Exons: 1
Coding region: 1-1563 (520 amino acids)
Biological process (GO): ergosterol biosynthetic process
Cellular component (GO): membrane; endoplasmic reticulum
Molecular function (GO): squalene monooxygenase activity; flavin adenine dinucleotide binding
Source: RefSeq, a predicted model, not a curated record
AUGACGACAAACGCCGAGUUCGCGGAGAGCCAGAGGGAGCGGAGGGAGAAGUUCCAUGAGGCGGACGUGGUCGUGGUUGGCGCGGGCGUCUUCGGAUGCGCCGCCGCCUACGCGCUCGCCAACCAGGGCCGCAGCGUCCUGCUGCUCGAGCGCUCCAUGAGCGAGCCGGACCGCAUCGUCGGCGAGCUGCUCCAGCCCGGUGGCGUGAGGUCCCUGCGCAAGCUCGGCCUCGAGAGGUGCACGGAGGGCAUCGACGCCAUCCCCUGCUACGGCUACCACGUCCUCAACUUCGACCAGGAGGUCGUAAUACCCUACUCGUACGUCGACGAGGACGGCCGCGUCCACGCCCAGUCGCACAAGAUGACCGACGGCCCCAACGGCCACCACGCAGCCGUCGCCAACGGCUCCGCCAAGAAGGCCGACCUCAAGAGGCCAGAGGGCCGCUCCUUCCACCACGGCCGCUUCAUCAUGAAGCUGCGCGAGGCCUGCCUAGCGCACCCCAACAUCACCGUCGUCGAGACCGAGGUCACGGCCACCAUCACCGGCGACGCCGGCCCGGCCGUGCUCGGCGUCGAGUCCCUCACCACCGUCGACCGCGAGACGAGGGAGAAGCGGCCGGACUACUUCUUCGGCCAGCUGACCAUCAUCGCCGACGGCUACGCCUCCAAGUUCCGCAAGCAGUACGUCGGCCGCGCGCCCGUCGUGCGCUCCAAGUUCUACGCCCUCGAGCUCAUCGACUGCCCCCUGGCCCCGGCCGGCUACGGCCACGUCGUCAUCGGCAAGGCGGCGCCCAUCCUCAUCUACCAGAUCGGCGCGCGCGAGACGCGCGCCCUCAUCGCCGUGCCCAACGACCUGCCCGCCGCCUCGCCCGCCGCCGGCGGCGUCCGCGGCUACAUCCGCAACGUCGUCCUGCCCAACCUCCCGCCCGCCGUCCGGCCCUGCUUCGAGGCCGCCCUCGCCGACGGCCGGAUCCCGCGCUCCAUGCCCAACUCGUGGCUGCCGCCCGCCCGCGACGCCAUCGGCAGCCACCCGGGCGUCGUCGUCCUCGGCGACGCCUACAACAUGCGCCACCCGCUCGGCGGCGGCGGCAUGACGGUCGCCUUCAACGACGUGCUGCUCGUCGCCGAGCUGCUCGACCCGGCGCGCGUGCCCGACCUCGGCGACGCCGACGCCGUGCGCGCCGCCCUGCGGCCCUUCCACUGGCGCCGCAAGAGCCUGUCGUCCAUCAUCAACGUGCUGGCGCAGGCGCUCUACAGCCUCUUCGAGGCCCAGGACCGGCAGCUCAUGGCCCUGCGCCGCGGCUGCUUCCGCUACUUCCAGCUCGGCGUCACCGACGAGCCCGUCGCCAUGCUCGGCGGCCUCGUCCACCAGCCGCUCAUGCUGGCGCGGCACUUCUUCACCGUCGCCUUCCUCGCCGUCUGGGUCAACGCCGUCGACGUCGUGUGCGGCGGCAACGUCGUGCUCGGCCUGCUGAGGUCGCCGCUCGUGCUGGUCGACGCCGUGCUCAUCCUGUGGAAGGCGUGCGUCGUGUUCCUGCCCGUGCUGUACCGGGAGCUGCUGUGA